AUGAAUGAGUGGGUGGGCCCCGACAUCAACAUGGUGGGACCGUUGCAAAUCCCACCCAACGAUGGAUUCUCCCUCUCAGAGAGCUCUCACUUGUACGAUAUUUUGGCCGACCAAGGGAGUCCUCUGCUGCAGGAACCAGACGUCUUACCCUUCACUAGCUAUCCCAGUAUGCAGUACCCAUCGAUGGAGCCAACCAUGUCUUCCCCGCCAUACUACUCCAGUCAGAACUACUACCCUCAGUACAGCGGAGAGGAGUGGUACUCACACACAGGGAUGUACGAAUUAAGGAAAGGACCCCUGGAGGUUACCUAUGACGCUGAGAUGGAGGAGGUGUCACCUGUGACGCCGGCCGUGUGCAAGAGGACCCGGCACAUGUCAAAAGCUGGAAGGGUCAAAGGAGAGGAACUGUGUGUAGUGUGUGGGGACAAGGCCUCCGGAUACCACUAUAAUGCUCUCACCUGUGAGGGAUGUAAAGGCUUCUUCAGACGGAGCAUCACAAAGAAUGCUGUGUACAAAUGCAAGAGUGGAGGAAACUGUGAGAUGGACAUGUAUAUGCGCAGGAAAUGCCAGGAGUGCCGACUAAGGAAGUGCAAGGAGAUGGGCAUGCUGGCGGAGUGUCUGCUGACAGAGAUCCAGUGUAAAUCUAAAAGGCUGCGGAAGAACACCAAGGCCUCCCCAGCAGAGUCCACAGGCGACGAGACAGAAGCGGCUGACAACGGAGACAACAAACAGGUCACCUCUACAACCAAACUGCCCAAGGAGAAAGUUGAACUCACACAAGAGCAGCAGACACUGUUGAAUUUCAUUGUUGAUGCUUACAACAAACACCGAAUUCCUCAGGAUAUGGCCAAAAAACUGCUACAAGAGCAGUUCAACACAGAGGAAAACUUCAUCCUCCUGACAGAAAUGGCAACAAGUCAUGUGCAAGUUCUGGUGGAGUUUACCAAAAAUAUUCCAGGCUUUCUGACUCUGGAUCAUGAAGAUCAGAUUGCCCUGCUGAAGGGCUCGGCUGUGGAAGCCAUGUUCCUGCGUUCGGCUCAAGUCUUCACCAGGAAGAUGCCCCAGGGACACACAGAGCUGCUGGAGGAGAGGAUACGCAGGAGUGGUAUAUCUGAGGAAUUCAUGACGCCCAUGUUCAACUUCUACAAAAGUAUUUGUAACCUUCAGAUGAUGCAGGAGGAACAGGCUCUGCUCACCGCCAUAACCAUCCUGACACCAGAUCGGCCUUAUGUAAAGGAUCAGCGGGCUGUCGAGAGGCUUCAGGAGCCCGUGCUGGAUGUGCUGAGGAAGUUAUGUGCCCUGCAGCAUCCACAGGAGCCGCAGUACUUUGCUCGCCUUCUGGGACGACUGACUGAGCUGAGGACACUCAACCACCACCACGCAGAAAUGCUCACAUCAUGGCGAAUGAGUGACCACAAAUUCACCCCACUGCUCUGUGAAAUCUGGGAUGUACAGUGA
Molecule: messenger RNA, 1458 nt
Organism: Myripristis murdjan (pinecone soldierfish)
Lineage: Eukaryota; Metazoa; Chordata; Actinopteri; Holocentriformes; Holocentridae
Gene: nr1h4
Product: nuclear receptor subfamily 1, group H, member 4
Exons: 9
Coding region: 1-1458 (485 amino acids)
Biological process (GO): cell differentiation; negative regulation of inflammatory response; negative regulation of transcription by RNA polymerase II
Cellular component (GO): RNA polymerase II transcription regulator complex
Molecular function (GO): zinc ion binding; nuclear receptor activity; RNA polymerase II cis-regulatory region sequence-specific DNA binding
Source: RefSeq, a predicted model, not a curated record